Messenger RNA from Trichomonas vaginalis G3, 882 nucleotides. RefSeq names its product organellar and viral DNA polymerase type B. The record is from RefSeq and is a predicted model, not a curated record. The annotation marks the transcript as partial. The transcript has a single exon. NCBI's taxonomy places the organism in Eukaryota, Parabasalia, Trichomonadida, Trichomonadidae.
AUGUAUGAUUUAACAGAAUAUGAAGGCUUAACGAUGUCAGAUGUAAAGAAAGGCAAACCAAAAAAGAGACCAUAUAGAGAUGAAAGCACACUGACAAAUGACCAGAAAGCCAUUUUGGAAGCUCUUAAGCAAACAGGAAACCCAGCACUUAUAGAAAGCUUUUGGAAAGAUAAUGGUGAAAAGAAGUUUUAUAAGAAGAGAAGCGGUCAGUUCUGGAAGUAUCUUUGCACAUUACCUAUAAAUCUUGAGCGCUACCAAAUCUUCAAUGAAUUGAACAAAAGAACUGCAACACUUAUGACAGAAGAUAACUGCUUCGUUUAUGCUUGCAUUCAGGCUGGAGUAAAUGAAGAAACUAUUGACCACAUGAGAGAAGUCAUUCGUGUUAGAGACUUUCCUCAAAGUAAAGUACAAGAAAUUUCUGACGCAACAGGUAUAGCAUUUAAUGUUACCAUUGGUUAUUUCAAUGACUCAAGACAUAAUGAAAUAAAGAGAUACAUACCAAAAGAAUGUGAAACUGUUAGAACUAUUGACUUACUUCUUGUUGAAGACCACUACAUGCUAAACGAAAGAUUACCAAUGACAACAUAUUUCAUUCACAACUAUAUAGAAAUUCUCAAAGCUUGUGGUGGAAUGAACAUUGAGAAACAAAUGAAGAUUUAUACAAAGAGAGAAGAUAAAUAUGUAGUUCGUUAUGAUAGAACAACACCGUUAUGGGAUGUUAUGAAAACAUUGUGGGAGUGCAAAUAUUUUGAACCUAUUUCUUAUGGAGAACUUUUCACAUAUACUACUGACUUAUAUAAACAGAACCUUGCACCAUUUAAAGAUUUGACAUAUGCUCCAAAGUAUUGUGUACAACUGAAGAAGAAAGCAGAGUCAAAAGAA